This is a messenger RNA of Kalmanozyma brasiliensis GHG001, 1356 nucleotides long. Its product is annotated as Lipase, secreted. The transcript has a single exon. The coding region runs from base 1 to 1356 and encodes 451 amino acids. The record is from RefSeq and is a predicted model, not a curated record. Gene Ontology annotation, molecular function: triacylglycerol lipase activity. Gene Ontology annotation, biological process: lipid catabolic process. Lineage: Eukaryota; Fungi; Basidiomycota; Ustilaginomycetes; Ustilaginales.
AUGAGGUUCUUCUCUCGAGCUAUCGUCGUGCUUGCGACGGCCGCCACUGUGGCCCUCGCUGUACCCAUGCAGAAGAGGGCACAGUACCCUGACCCCAACGACGACCCUUUUUACAGGGUGCCAGCCAACAUCAACACCUAUGCCAAUGGUCAGGUGAUCCAGUCUCGCAGUGCCACCACCGACAUUGGCACGCAAAACAACGCUGCGUCCUUCCAGCUUCUGUACCGCACCACUGACACGCAGAACAACGCCACAGCCAGCGUCGCCACGGUGUGGAUCCCGAGCAAGCCGGCGUCGCCACCCAAGAUCUUCUCCUACCAGGUGUACGAGGAUGCUACGCAGCUCGACUGCGCCCCGAGCUACAACUACCUGAGUGGCUUCGACCAGCCGGGCAAAGGCACUGUCAUCACUGACACGCCCAUCGCCAUCAGCUGGGCGCUGCAGCAAGGCUACUAUGCCGUCUCUUCGGACCACGAGGGCUUCCGAUCUGCCUUCAUCGCCGGCUACGAAGAGGGCAUGGCCAUUCUCGAUGGCGUUCGCGCCUUGAAGAACUACAAGAGCCUGCCUAGCAACAGUGCCGUCGGGUUCUACGGGUACAGUGGUGGUGCGCAUGCCACAGGCUGGGCCGUCAGCUUGUCGGGUGCCUACGCCUCGGACCUCAACAUCAUCGGUGCCGCCUACGGAGGCCUGCCCGCCAGUGCUAAGGACACCUUCCUGUUCCUCAACGCCAAGAGUCCCUUCGCCGGUUUCGCCAUUGCUGGUGUUUCGGGUCUGGCUCUCGCGCACCCGGAUAUGGAGGCUUUCAUUCAGCCUCGUCUCAACGCACGCGGACGCCAGGUGCUGCAGCAGAUCCGAAGUCGAGGCCAGUGCAUCGGCCAGGUCUCGACCGGCUACCCGUUCCUGGACACCUUCUCGCUGGUCAACGAUACCAACCUGCUCAAUGAGGAGCCUAUCGUGAGCAUUCUCAAGGCCGAGACGCUGGUGCAGAGCGAGGCGGGCUACACGGUGCCUGUUCCCAAAUUCCCCCGCUUCAUGUGGCAUGCGCUCGAGGACGAGAUUGUUCCCUUCCAGCCAGACGCGCAGUACGUCAAGGAGCAGUGCUCCAAGGGCGCCGAUAUCAAUUGGAACAUCUACCCCGUCGCAGAGCAUAUCUCGGCCGAAUUGCUCGGCUUGGUGCCUGCUCUGGCGUGGUUGGAGACGGCGUACGCGGGACAGGCUCCGCGCGUCCUCUGCGGUGUCGGUGUGCCCGUGCCUCAGCCGUCGGCAUUCACCGUGCUCGGUGACAAGCUGGCACAGCAGUUCAAGAGCCUCGCUGGUCAACAGUCGGCUUUCGGCAAGACUUUCCCUAGCAUCUAA